Dissoconium aciculare CBS 342.82 is the source of this 408-nucleotide messenger RNA. RefSeq lists its product as uncharacterized. NCBI's taxonomy places the organism in Eukaryota, Fungi, Ascomycota, Dothideomycetes, Mycosphaerellales, Dissoconiaceae. The record is from RefSeq and is a predicted model, not a curated record. The transcript is spliced from 2 exons. Bases 19 to 273 code for a protein of 84 amino acids.
CCAACCUAAUCCACAGCCAUGUCUGACUCUGCCUCCGCUCCCGACAACGACUACGUCUCCCGUCCUGGCCAGUCCGAGAUACCCGUCGAGAAGGACUCCGACACUGUCGAGUCAGGCGUGAACCCGGAGACUGAAGACUCCGAUGCUCAACUCGAGAAGGAUGAUGCCGAUGCCAUCAACAAGGAAAACAUCAUCGAUGAGCGCACCCGUGGUGCUGCCAAGGAGACCUACCGCGAGCCCGGCGACACUGAGGGUCUGCCCACUGAUGACUAGAUGGGCAUCACGACUGUUAUGAUAGAGAUAUUUCUUUUGUAAUGAUACCGAGCUUGUGUUAUGAUGAUAGUAUUGCACCAAUAAUGAAGAAUUUGGAACUGCACCUCAAUAAUGUGAUUGUACAUGUAGACCUCG